Rhodamnia argentea is the source of this 576-nucleotide messenger RNA. RefSeq names its product chaperone protein dnaJ 20, chloroplastic-like. Gene Ontology annotation, cellular component: chloroplast. Bases 1 to 576 code for a protein of 191 amino acids. The record is from RefSeq and is a predicted model, not a curated record. The transcript has a single exon. Lineage: Eukaryota; Viridiplantae; Streptophyta; Magnoliopsida; Myrtales; Myrtaceae.
AUGGCCAUCUCUCUCGCUUCAACCCUAAAAGCCUCCCAGCUUUCUCUCUCUCAGUCUCCCUCGCUCUCCACAGCACCGAGGCCACGACCCAGGAUCACCAUCUCAUGCCAAUCAUCAUCAUCAUCAUCGCCGGCGACCAGGACGGCACGUGAAAAUGGCUCCAACUACUACGAGCUGCUUUCACUGAACCCUAACGACACGAGCCCUGGCGACAUCAAGAAAGCGUACAGAUCGCUGGCGCUCCGUUAUCACCCGGACGCGUGUCGCGACCCGUCGAUGAAAGAAGAGUCGACGAGGAUGUUCCUCUGGCUUCACGAGGCCUACGAGACGCUGUCCGACCCCGAGUCGCGCCUAGUUUAUAACUACGAACUGGGCCUGAGCUCGACCGUGUCUUGGGGAUCACCAUGCAGCGUCGUCGACGGUAAUGGAAUAUUUACGUGCGAUGGUCGGGAAAUGGUGAGGGGUAGGUGGCAAGAUCAGAUCGUCGAGCUGAAGAGGAGGUCAAACAAUCGGAUGGCUCAGAAGAACGGGUCGUGGGCCGCGCGACAACGCUGUCAGAACCUCCGGAGAGAUUAA